Molecule: messenger RNA, 1728 nt
Organism: Annulohypoxylon truncatum
Lineage: Eukaryota; Fungi; Ascomycota; Sordariomycetes; Xylariales; Hypoxylaceae
Product: FAD binding domain protein
Exons: 3
Coding region: 1-1728 (575 amino acids)
Molecular function (GO): oxidoreductase activity; FAD binding
Source: RefSeq, a predicted model, not a curated record
AUGGCAGAAAAAAGAGAGAAUAGAGGCCAUUUCCGGAUAGUAAUCUGGACAUCUAUUGCUGUCCUAAUAGGGGCAGCAUGGAUCGCAACGUCACGUCCUCAGUCGCAAUGUCGUUGCUUUCCUGGCGACACUUGCUGGCCAUCGGCGGAAGAAUGGGAUUCACUCAAUAAGACUGUGGGAGGUCGACUGAUAGCCACAGUACCGAUUGCUAGUCCAUGCCACGAUAGUUUCCCCGGCGUUAGCUUCGAUGCCGAAAAAUGCGCCCAAAUCCAAGCAAACUGGGGACGUCCUGAGCUUCAUUAUGAGAGCACUCAUUCACCCAUGGCUGCCUUCUUCGCCAACAUGAGUUGCGAUCCAUUCACACCUCGGGACGCGCAGUGUAUCGUAGGUGCUUAUGUACCUUAUGCUGUUAACGCCUCAAGUGCCGAGGACUAUCGUCACACAGCAGCAUUUGCGACGAAGCACAACAUCCGCCUAGUUAUCCGGAAUACAGGACACGAUUAUAUGGGCAAGUCGACGGGGGCGGGCGCACUCGCAUUAUGGACCCGUAACAUUGGGGACAUCUCAGUCUUGGACUAUGAAUCUACGGGUUACACCGGAAAAGCGAUGAAAAUUGGAGCUGGCGUGCAGGCCUCUGAAGCACAGGAAGCCGCCAAUGCACACGGCCUCAUCGUUGUUGAAGGUGACUGCCCAUCGGUAGGCAUCGCGGGUGGCUAUAUUCAAGGAGGCGGGACCAGCCCGCUGGGGUCCAAGUUUGGGCUCGCAGUCGAUCAAGUUCUCGAAUGGGAGGUGGUCACUGCAACUGGGAAACUUCUGGUAGCAACUCCAAAUCAAAAUGAGGAUUUGUAUUGGGCUCUUUCGGGCGGUGGCGGCGGUACGUAUGGAAUGGUGCUUUCGGUAACGGUGAAGCUACACCCAAACAUGCCGACAGCUAGCGCCACUCUUUCUUUCAUCGAAUCUUCGGAUGCGUAUUGGGAUAUUGUACAAACCUUUAUAACAAACCUACCAGCAAUCGAGGCUGCCGGUGUUACCGUCUACUGGCAAACUAUACCAGGAAACAUGUUCCGGAUGCCGCAAUCAUACUUUCCGAACGGAACUGCCGAAGAACUCGAACGUCUGUUACAGCCAACGCUAAAAGCAUUGGAUCGUAGUGGUAUCCCGUAUGACUUUUCCACUACCGUCUUUCCAACCUUCCAGGACUCUUUUAACACUUUGGUUCCCGAAACGGACGUCUAUGAGGUCAAUAUCGGAGGCCGCAUUAUUCCGCAAUCACUCGUGACGUCCGACAGCGCCGCUCUCGUCGACGCCAUUAAGACUAUCGUAAGCAAUGGUGGCGUCUUGUCUGGCGUCUCGAUGGACGUUAGUCGGCUACCCCCAUCUCCCAACUCCGUUCAUCCGGCUUGGAGGAACUCGCUAUUCCUAGCAUUUAUUUCCACUAUGUAUGAUCGACAUAAUAUGACUGCGAAUCUUAUUGAACACCAAAAAGUCACCAACGUGCUGGUUGCCGCCCUAGAUAAGCUGACGCUAAGCGGCGCUGCUUACAUGAAUGAGGCUGAUUUCAAUGAGCCCAAUUGGCAGCAGGUCUUCUACGGCGAGAACUAUGCCAAGCUCUUGGCCAUCAAGCGGAAGUAUGAUCCGGAUGACAUUUUCUGGGGUCCGACAGCCGUAGGAAGUGAGGCGUGGGAGGUUGCUACAGACGGAAGGCUCUGUAAGGCAGGGAAAAAGUGA